Microsporum canis CBS 113480 is the source of this 429-nucleotide messenger RNA. RefSeq lists its product as uncharacterized. Lineage: Eukaryota; Fungi; Ascomycota; Eurotiomycetes; Onygenales; Arthrodermataceae. The record is from RefSeq and is a predicted model, not a curated record. The transcript is spliced from 2 exons. Bases 1 to 429 code for a protein of 142 amino acids.
AUGUCUCGCCAGGAGAAGAUGACCGCUAAGAUGUGUCAUCCCUCAGCCAAGUCGACCGUUGCGAAGGCAACAGCCGAUUCUCCAGCUUCAACAGACGUCACGAGUCCGUCCUUGACUGAACCUGCGUCGCUGGAUACGGCCUCAAGUCCCUCACACAAGUCGUCCUCCCCGAUCCCCUCAACAGAGCGUCAAGGCAAGAAAGCUCUGACCCGGUUUGAUAAAAUUAUGGAAGAUAUGAAAAAAAAAAGCCCUGAGGAGAUCACUGCGUUUAUACAGAAGUAUGGCCCAAAGAAAAUGGAGUCUUUGGUCUACGAGGAGGCGUGGGUUAACUCCUGCUUUACUUCGUUCAUCAUGCUCGAUUUCAUUUUAAAACAACUUCACAUCGAACUAGAUAUGUUUGUCACAGGAGAGAGGUCAAUCAGCAAAUAA